AUGGCGGAUGUAGGAGGCGACGAAUCUCGGACCACUCUCCCCUCGGCAUCCCGUAACGGUCCUGUGGUCGGUUCGUCGUCUGCGGGCACGGCGGGCCAGAACGCCGCCGCGGUGGUAACGUCAGGUCCGCGGAUGGUGAGGAUCGUCAAGUCGGAGUCCGGCUACGGUUUCAACGUUCGCGGUCAAGUCAGCGAAGGGGGACAGCUUCGGAGCAUCAACGGGGAACUCUACGCGCCUCUUCAGCAUGUCAGCGCUGUUUUACCCGGGGGUGCUGCUGACCGAGCCGGGAUAGCGAAGGGGGACAGGAUCCUGGAGGUGUAAGUUAAGCCACGGAGCUAGCAAGUGAGGCUAGCUACCCGGUGUAGCCCGUUUUGAAGCCAUUUAAUAAAGCAUGUGUUAACAUUAGCCACCCUCAAGGUAACACUACGUCACCUGUCCGUCCUCACAACAAAAGUGUCCCCUGACCUUUCUAACUAGUUGUUUGUCCACUUGAGGAGUUAUCUGACCAAACAAACCAUCCGCCAAGUUUGCUGCAUGAAGCUAACGCUCAUGAGUUAACCAGGAGGCUAACCAGCUUACAUAAGUUGGACUACAGGCUGUGCAUGUUGAUUAGCUUUAGCUUGCUAGCCAGUCAGGUAGCUGCUGUCGUCUUGGGUAGCUUUAGCCCCUUUGCGCAGUGACUGUCCUGGCAUGGUUCUUGGGGGACAAAACCAAAUGGACAGCGAUGUUGACAUUGCAUUAGGGUUUGUAUGAUAGUAGGUGUGUGUUUUGACCCUGUCCAAAGACGGUGGAUGGCGGUGUUGUCACCCUAAAUUCAGCAUCAUAUGUGCGUCUUCUUUGGAGAGUCUCACAAGCUGAUUUACAUGACACCGUUCAGAUGCUGCUUUUUGUCCAUAUUUUAUAUAUUUUUUCAUAUUUUUCUAUAAACAGACAUACAACUUCCAAACAUAAACCCCUUCCCCAAGGCCCUUGAACAAAAUAUAAAUUAAACAGAAAAAUACCAAAACAAGAAUAGUGACCUCUUCUUAUAAGUUCAGAAAAUUAAUGUUUUGAGCAUGUUUUAAAAUGAUUGCAACUAUCCAAUACAACUUAAGAUGUAUCACUGAACUCAACUUAAUUUUAUUUGUAAAGCACUUUAAAACAACCACAGCUAAACAAAGUGCUGUACAUAAAUAGACAAAACAACGCAGACGUGAAAAAAAGCAAUUAAAACAAUGGAUAAAAUAAAAGCAGAUAUUAAAAGGUAAAAUGUAGUUUCAAUGUUUUUGAUCUAAAAACAAUAGAAACAAAUAACUAAAAACAAACCAUUAAACACUAAAACAGGAGCCAAGUCUCAUGCAGUCAAAAAUGGUUUUUAAGACGAGUUUUAAAAAAACUGAAAGGGAAAUUCUAUAAAGGGACUCCACGUGAGGGGGAAGUUUCUGUCAGAUACAUAUUUGGUAUCUCAGUUUCUCUAAAGGUAGAAAUGAUAGAACAUCCCUCAACCAUUGUAGAAAUGAAGGAGCUGAGUUGGCUCUCCGGUUAAAAAGUAUGAGUCUGCGUACAAGCAGGGAAGCAAAUGCCAGAGCAUUUGCCUGCAAACUUGAGACUUUGCAGCCUGGAGGAAUGGCUGUGUAAUAGUCAGGUGUUAUAGUCGUUAUUUGCUAUUUUUGUACUUGAGUGGCUUUCAACAUGUGUUUUAACUUGCUCGAACUGUCUUCUUAUUCCACUUAAAGACAGUGAAACUUUCCAUAAAUUACAUAUUAAUGAAGUCUGAGCAUGGAUGUCCUUACAAAGUCUAUUCAGCCUCUUUUGCUGGUGGAUCUGUCAUGUUGUCAUUGAAUUAUUGGUGAAUGAUAACAGUCAUAGAGUUGCCAGCCUUGGUAGAAAGGAUUUGUAUGUUCUGGAAAGGAUAAAUCUGAUAAAAUCUCACUGUAAAUUACAUUAGAAGCAUAUUUACGUAAUGUUUUUUUUUAUUGAAGGUUAAACUUAGAAUAAGGGAGAAGAGAAAGUACAGAAAAGGGAACAAAAGCUUGCUGAGGCAUCAAAAGGGAUUGAAGCAAACCUGUGUUUACCCUGCUGUUGCAUUUCUCUGACUUCGGUCAUAUGACAGGGCCAGUGCUCAACAUGUGACUUAUUAACCAGCUUUGCUUUAUUGCAACAACUAGAAAACCUGUAGUAGAGUGUGUCUUCCAUACGUCAGCGUUUUACUUCUAAGUUUUAUGAUCUAGGAAAGGGAGAAAAUGCUGCUUCAGUGAUUGUAUCAAGCCAGUGUGUGUCAUGGUGUUUAUUGAACGACUCUGCUGCCACACCACCUGAAUAUUGUUUAGUACAUCAGAUUUCUCAAGGUCUGCUUUGGAAAGAAACUAAAUGAAAAAAUAAGCCCUCUGUGCCAGGAGUUUGUGUAAAAGGCUUUUUACUGUAAAAUCUAACAAUCUCUCAAGCGGUAAAUGUCUGUUCAAACCAAUAAUUUCAGCUAACAUAAUAUUUUAAUAACAGUCUUCCCUUGUUACUUUAAGUUGGGAUGCUUUGUAGGAGGGCACACUAACUCUUUUGGGAUUUGCAGACUCAACUUUGAUCUAAGUUUUUAAUUUAUAAGAUCAUAAAUGAACAUAAAAGACAGCUAGGCUUUGCUGUGUUUCUGUUUAGUCUAAUAAUACUGUGAUGGGAUCAGAGUAGCUUCAGCUUUGAUCACAUUUUUUGUAUCCCAUUGUUGACUCAGUAGUUUCUCACAGGUGGCAUUCAUUACAUUUUUAUCCACUGUAAUAUAAAGAUAUUCUGUAGAUCACAUAUAGAGAUGCGGCAUGUAAGGGAACAGACCUAUGCCUGGACUCCUGCUUGCUCCCUCCUGUCCUGUGUCUAUCCUGCUGUUUCACAUAGGCAGAUUAGCAGAGACACCUGAUGCCUGUGCCAUCUGGCCUCAGCAAAGCCAAGAGGAGAGGUGUGUCACGCCAGCAUAGAAAAGGGAGACAUCAAAGCUGGCAUGGAUGUACUAAACACCCCGAAACUGUGCUGCUCAUUUUGACUCUCUGCUGUGACAUUACGCGUACACAACUGACAACCUUUACAUGAAAAAGAUAAUUCAGUGGUUUUUAGGUGCGCCAGCAUUACAUUGACUCCCAGUAACAAAAUAUUUGGAUCAGUGCUUCCCUGAUUUGUAAUUAUUACAGGAGAUGAAUUUCAAGUGUUUUUGAAAGCUGCAUCACUUCAGUGUGCUGAACUGAUUUCACACCUUACCAGCAUGACAUCCUACUUGGGUUAUUGCUAAAGUAGAACUGUUUCCUUUGUUUUUAGGUGUUAAAUCACCCACCGUUUAAAAAUCCAAUUUAAUCAUCUGUAAAACAGUUUGGAUGAAAGUAUUGUCUUAAUUUCUUUUUACAGAUUUAUUUAUUUUGUUUCUCCUAACACCUUUCCUUUCCCUCUCUUUCCCACCAGUAAUGGAGUGAGUGUAGAAGGUGCCACUCAUAAGCAGGUGGUGGACCUGAUCCGAGCCGGGGAGAAGGAGCUGGUUCUGGCUGUGCUGUCUGUGCCGGCUCAGGAGGCUGAGGGCCUGGAAGGAGGAGAGGACAUCCAGCCGAACUACGACUACAGCGACAAGCAGGCAGUGCCCAUUUCCAUCCCGACAUACAAACAUGUAGAGCAGCACUCCGAGAGGUUUGUGGUGAGUAUCCUUCUCUUGCUAUUUGCACUUAUCUAAGUAUUAUCUCCUUUUAAGUAGAUAGGCUGAGGCAAGAUAGCAAAUCUGGAUGUACUGUAAGUAUAUGUAACCGACUUUCAUGCACUAAUCCGUUUGUCCCGUCUCUGUGUCGAUUGCCAUAGGUGUACAAUGUGUACAUGUCAGGCAGACAGCUUUGCUCAAAGCGCUACAGAGAGUUCGCCAUCCUCCACCAGAACCUAAAGAGAGAGUUUUCCAAUUUUAACUUCCCCAAACUCCCCGGUAAAUGGCCCUUCUCCCUGUCCGAACAGCAGCUAGACGCUCGCCGCAGAGGGCUGGAGGAAUAUCUGGAGAGAGGUACGCCGAUUUGGAGAAGUUUGGAGCGUUUUGACGUUGACAAAGAGAGCAGACUUUGGGAUAAUCAGCUCAUUCAUUCAAGCCCCAUAUUCAAAAGCUGACGAUCAAAUAUGAGAAGCUCUUCUGUAAAAGCCAUAAAAACCAAAUAAGGAGUAAUAAAGAUAUCAUGCUGUUAAAAUAGAUGAUAGACUAAACGAGAGAUGUUGUUUUUAAUGUAUGACUUUGAACACAGGGUACAGGAAACGUGACAUUUGACUGUGCUCUUGUUUAUUUGAUUUACUUGAGCUACCACACCCCCCUCUCUCUCUCUCUAUCUAAGCAUCUUUCUUUGUUCUGCAUUGUCUCUAGUUUGCUCUGUGCGGGUGAUUGGGGAGAGUGACAUCAUGCAGGAGUUUCUCUCUGAAUCAGAUGAGGUAUGCAGCUCCUUUAUACUACUUGUACUACUUGGUUUUAAGUGUGCAGAGAUUCCCUGUGUCAGUUUGAGUAUCUCUGAGUCCAUCUUUUGCUUGUCAGACAGGUACAGUACAUCAAUCUCAAACUCUACUCUGUACUGUCUUAAAAUGUUUGAUUGAGUCGUAGCUUUCUUAGUCAAUUGUUAAAGUGCUGCACGGACUUGAUUUUGAGCAUAUUUCAGGCCGAGUUUGGGUAAUUAAAAUCUCAUGAUGAAAUAAUGAAUAAAUCUGUUGAACUGCCUUCGGUGUAAACAAAGGAGGCAGUUUGUCACAAACAAGCACCAGCAGUUAAGGCAGUAAAAUGUGAUAACUUGACAGAAUCUCGCAGCACAAAAGGUCUGCCAGGACUCACUGGAGCCAAAACAAUCCAACAAUAAUUGCAUUGCCUUUGUAGCACUUUUGAGCAAUGACACAUAAUGUGGAAUUAAUGCGGCACUUGAGGAGGAUUAGGAUUUCUAACGGAGCGGAGUUGUGGUUUAGUUACAUCUUGUUUAUCGGCCUGUGUGUGUGUGUAUGUUGGUUUUAAUCCAGGAGUACUUUCUAGUGAUUCAAAGCAAACUCUUUGGCACAAGUGCAAACACGGGUUAAUGUGGCUUUGCAGCUUUUGUCAUUCUGUGUCGGUUUCUUGUGCAGAACUACAAUGGGGUGACGGAUGUAGAGCUGCGGAUAGCCCUGCCAGACAAGACCACCAUCUCUGUCAGAGUCCGCAAGAACAGCACCACAGACCAGGUUUACCAGGUAGGAACACUAGCUGGGAUGAUUCUGUCAGACAGAUAUAACGUACACUUUGUUGGCCUGUUGUGUUAGUGUUUUGUAUUAUGUAUUUUUGUGUUAAACAUUGUGAUUCAAACGUAAACACAUAUUUUUUCUGUUAAUCUACUUUCUCUCACUCCUCCUGCAGGCGUUAGUGUUGAAGGUUGGAAUGGACAGUAUUAUGGCGAGCUACUUUGCCCUGUUUGAAGUCAUCAACCACACCUUCAGUAAGAUCUGCUUCUCAUGUUUUUGAGUGUUUCGCUUCAAAAUUCCCACAACGUUUCCACAUCAACUCUCUGUUUAAUCUGAAAACCCUCAUGGGGGUUACAUCAUUGCGCGACCUCCUAUUUUCUAAAUAAAGACCCGUGUCACACCACUAGUGAGUUAACUUCAUCGGGCCUGGGGGUGUGUGAGUGUGUGUGCGGUUUUGAACAGCUAGGCCAGGUAAUUUGGUGCAGCCUGGAAUUUCUUUUAAUGACUCAACAGACACUUGCCCUCCUUUUUGUCCCUCCUCUCAUCCCUCGCUUUCUUUUCUGUGAUUACUUUCAGUGCGAAAGCUGGCGCCUAAUGAGUUUCCCCACAAGCUUUAUGUGCAGAAUUACACGUCGGCAGUGCCGGGGACUUGCUUGGCGCUCCGCAAAUGGCUCUUCAGCUUCCAGGAGGAGGAGUUGCUAAGAGACAACCCACUGGCACUGCACUAUUGCUUUCACCAGGUAAUAACGAUAAGUGAACCCCCCUUGCUGUGGACUUAAGAAAACUCUGCACAAAAUCCCAUCAUGUUUUUCCCUCCAGGGUUUAUAUUAUCCCUUCUGUAAUGAAAGAGUUUAAACUUAUUGGUGGUAGUCGUGGACUUUUGGACAUGGAUAAUUUAUAAUCCUUUUUUUCAUAAUCAAGUCGAGGAAAUCAGAAUCAGAACGAAGUUAAUACAUACAGACAGAAAUGCUCUGGGGAAAAUCAAAAUGAAAAGACAGAAACAGAGAGCUCUGCUGUCUACAAACUGGAAACUUGCAAACACUUCAUCCAAGUUCCUAUCAAUCUCAUGUAGUCCACUGCCCAGAAAACCAAAAGUGACCAUCUUUCUCCACAUGUAUCAUAUGAAACACCACAAAUCAUUUACAGGUUAAUCAAAUCAAGUCAGGAGUACGGAGAGUUGUAAAAUUUCAAAGUCUGAACUGACCUUUACUCCAGUUCAAGCCAAUCUAAAUCAAAAUAUCAAGCUACAAUGAAUCAGGAAGUCCUACGAAUGCCGCUCUGGAUGAAAACAAAUAGUCUUGUAUGUUGAAAUGUCACAGCUCACAGGUUCAGGUAACUUUGAACCGUCAUUUACUAUAGGACAGGCUCACUGUCACAUAUAGUUCUAAGUACGAACUGGAAAAACAAAAUUCUAAUGCAAAUGCACUUAAAUUCCCCCAGCAGCAGUGUACAUAGCUGUUCGAUUAUCAUUCUUUAAAAUAGGUUUCAUCAUCACAACAACUUGUUUUACACAAAAUUUCAUCAAAUAAAUAAUUACAGUUGAAGCAUUGGUUAAAGAGUAAAGUGUACUAAGAAGAAACUUCUCUUUUGGUUGUUUAUGGACACUCAGAGCAAAAUAUCCCAUUGUAUUUUCACUGGAUAACCCUUUUUGUGCAGUGAACUCAUGAUAAAUGGUGUUGUAUCUCUUCUUAUCCACCCAACCCCCCCUGUCUGUCCAGGCAUUGGAAGAUGUGAAGAAGGGAUUCAUAAAAACAGAGGACAAAUCCUACCAGCUGCAGAAGCUGGCAGAGCAGCGCAAGAUGGCCACGGUCAGUCCAACAGACCAGUCUUUGUUCAGGGAGGGGGUUUGGGUGACUACUCUUUUUGCCUGCUGACCAGAGCCGUCACCAAAAUGUUACCAAAUAGAAAAAUCAGAGACCUGCUAACAAUACAGAGAUCGGCCCUGAACUGCAGAGGCAUGCUUUCUUUGUGUCGCUGCUAUCAACCUGGUGUUAUCUUUUCAAGGUUUUAAACCGAAGGAGAAACUCUGAUUUUUCCAAAUGUUGACAGCAUUAUAGUUCAGAAAAUGAGAGUUGAAGGUGUAGCGUUUGAUAGACCAGAGACUGAAGGAAGAAGUACGAGGGUGAUAAUUUGCUUAUUCUCAAAUUGUUUAACUUUGAAGUCUCUUGAAGUCCAAAUCUGCUGUGGUCAAAUUGUUGUGACUGUGUAACAAAAACCCUAAAAUAACUGUGCCAUUAAGUCUCAUAGAUCACAUUCAAUUUUUUAUUCUAAAGACUUUAUUUAUUUUCUUUCCAGCAGUAUCAGUUUUCACAGCCCAAAACUGUCCAUCAAAGUGGCAAUUUUUCUCCCACCUGAAAUCCUCAGGUCCUCAGCGGCGAGCGUUUGGAUUCGCCACAUUUUAUCAGCCGAGAAGCUUAUAUUUGGGCACCAGAUAUGUAAAUACAGCAGAAGGUAUUAUUUUGGCAUAAGAAAGAACAUUUGCGCUGGAGGACGGAUAGAGGACACUGCCAGUCUUGUAUGGGAGAGGAAACGCGUCGGCAGUUCGCACUGUUCAUUUCUCUUCUGCUAUUUAAACACCUCCGCUCUAGUGGCGUCGGACAGCUGGGUAAAACGUGACAGUGGUGAAAAGUUCAGCAAUUUCUCAACUCAGGAGAACCAGAAAAAUGCACUCGGCACAGAAUAGAGACUGAGUCGUUUGUCAUGCCUUUGUGUUGGAUAAAAUGUGCAGAAUUCAGAAAAAAUGCUAACUCCAGGCUUUUGUUAGUACACCUCGAACAAUACUGUAUGACUGCUGGUGAGAAGUCGGAGUAGGGGUUGCAUACCAAACUUGGCUGAUACUGAUGUGUGCAUUCGUCUUGCUUGUAUAUCAGUACCUGAGUCUGUUGCGGACAUGUGAGGGCUACAAUGAGGUCUCGUUCCCCCACUGCUCCUGUGACUCCAGGAGGAAGGGACACGUUAUCACAGCUAUCAGCAUCCAUCACUUCAAACUGCACGCGUGUACCGAGGACGGCACCCUGGAGGUGAGCGUUGGUCUGCUCUGGUUUGACAAGAUGAAGACACAGAUUACCACUUUGUGAGGUAUUAUGUUUGUUUUUUUUACCUUUCUCAGAAUCAGGUGAUUGCGUUUGAGUGGGGGGAGAUGCAGCGCUGGGACACGGAUGAGGAGGGGAUGGCCUUCUGUUUCGAGUACGCCAGAGGAGAGAAGAAACCUCGCUGGGUCAAGAUCUUCACUCCAUAUGUAAGAAAACCCACACGGGGACACAUUUCUCUUUAAAUGUUAUCAAAGCAGUGCAGAGGAGAUAUGGACAAACUAUGAAAAUGUUAACUCUCACGGUGACUCUGCACCGCCUGUGUGAAUUCAGACAUUAAAGGGCUGAAAAACAUUCCUCUUUGCUGUUUCCCCUCCCAGUUUAACUACAUGCACGAGUGCUUUGAGCGGGUCUUUUGUGAGCUGAAGUGGAGGAAACAGGUAAGGACCACUCCUUUCCUCUCUCUCGUUCUGGGAAGCACAUGACGCAACACCAAGUUCGAAACACAAUACAGUUAGCCUCCUACAUGUUCUGUUUCGCAGCCUGUUGCGUAACGUUUUUAAUUUUAUCUCCUCUGUUUUCUUAUUGAUGUGUUUUUGUCAGGUUGAAGAAGAGGCAUCUGACAAAGACAACAAAAACUGCAGCAACAACGGUAAACAGCGAGCGUUUUGUUGAUUUCUCUGUUCGGGGUAGAAGCGAUAAAACUGCUUGUAACACCGUUGAUCGAACAAGCACCAAAGAGUGAAAGACUGGAUUUUAUCUGGGGCGAAUCAUGAAGAAAUAUGUAUUCAGAUGAGGUUCUGUGUGCUGCUGUGAAUGACAGCACCUAUCAAGCAGCAUGAAUUAUGGAAAUUUCUAUCUGAGAGAAACUAAAAGGGCAAGGACAGGGAGAGGAUUUCAAGUAUGCUAAUUUAUUUUGUAACUGUGAGUUAAAGGCUCAAAUAUAUCUCUGCGUUUUACUCAAUUAUAAGACCCGUUCACUGUCAUUAAAUCACUUCCUGCACUGAAACUGAUGCACAUAGAUACGCUUGCAUAUGCAUUUUAUAGACAGUUAUCCCGAGCUUCUGAGCGUACCCAGUAAAAUGUAAUCACUCCUCCGGUGCUAUCACAGUACUGUGAGCUGAUAUACGGUAUAUUGAUGCAUUUGUCAAGCUCAGAGAAAGGUGUGCAGGGUAGAUGCACGGGGAGACAUGUGACUCACUAUCAGAGCCAUCUCUAAGGAGGAUGUGGAAACUGUCUGCCCCAUGUGAGGCAACACGAGACCAGCCGUACAAGUAUGUGGACCGACAACUACUUGCAUGAGGGCGAGCGAGUAACUUUCUCACAACAAAGGAGAAGCCGAGGAAAAUAUGGCGUUGUAGAUUGAGAGCUGCCAGUGGAAAAGCAGCUCAAGGAUGUUUUAAAGUGCCCGAUUUAUUGAGACAUAGAAUAAUCCAUAUCUUGUUGUUGCAGUAAUUUUAAUAGACGCGUGAUAUGCGAGGUAAGAUAGCCCGUCAUCCAGACUUGUCCCCUGAACCCCUCUCUCUGUUCCAGAGUAUCUGCCUCCUCUGGAGACACAGCAGAAGGGAUGGCGUCACCUAGGGGGGGAGAUCGCAACUUCCUAA
Xyrichtys novacula (pearly razorfish) is the source of this 9802-nucleotide messenger RNA. The record is from the annotation of a GenBank genome assembly. NCBI's taxonomy places the organism in Eukaryota, Metazoa, Chordata, Actinopteri, Labriformes, Labridae.